Aegilops tauschii subsp. strangulata is the source of this 1509-nucleotide messenger RNA. RefSeq names its product MADS-box transcription factor 29-like. Gene Ontology annotation, biological process: positive regulation of transcription by RNA polymerase II. Lineage: Eukaryota; Viridiplantae; Streptophyta; Magnoliopsida; Poales; Poaceae. The record is from RefSeq and is a predicted model, not a curated record. Gene Ontology annotation, cellular component: nucleus. Gene Ontology annotation, molecular function: protein dimerization activity; DNA-binding transcription factor activity; RNA polymerase II transcription regulatory region sequence-specific DNA binding.
CACCACCGCUGGUAGCUAGCUAGUAGUACUACUCCUCCCCUCCUGUCUCUCCGUUCUUGUGAUCCGCGCCGGAAAGAAUGCCCCUUGUUCCUUGCAAAUUUAGUGAAAAAUUCCACUUUAGCUGUAGCAUCCGCCUCCUAGUUCUUUGGUUCCUCAAAAAUUAUGAGUGCUGCAUCCGGCCUUUUUAGCAUUAUUUUCUUUCUUCUACUUGUGCGACUGUGUUGUUCGAUCAGAUCCAGUUGGUUUGACUGAUGCAUCAGAGAGCGCCAGCUCGUGAAGGCGAUUAACCCUCGUUGUUCUUGUUGCUGCAGCAGACGGGAGAGAGAUCGACCAAGGGGCCGGAGACGCGCAAAGCCAUAGCUUCGUUCCUGUUUGCAUCGAUCGUUGCGGUUGCGGAGAUGGGUCGCGGGAAGAUCGAGAUCAAGCGGAUCGAGAACGCCACGAACCGGCAGGUGACCUUCUCCAAGCGCCGGGGCGGGCUGCUCAAGAAGGCCAACGAGCUCGCCGUGCUCUGCGACGCGCGCGUCGGCGUCGUCAUCUUCUCCAGCACCGGCAGGAUGUUCGAGUACUCCAGCCCCGCCUCCAGCUUAAGGGAUCUCAUUGAGCAGUACCAGAACGCCACCAACAGUCAGUUCGAGGAGAUUAACCACGAUCAGCAAAUAUUUGUGGAGAUGACACGGAUGAGGAACGAGAUGGAGAAGCUGGAUGGCGCCAUCCGGAGGUACACGGGCGAUGACCUCUCCUCCCUCUCCCUCGCCGACGUCAAUGACAUCGAGCAGCAGCUCGAGUUCUCCGUCGCCAAAGUCCGUGCAAGAAAGCAUCAGCUCCUGAACCAGCAGCUCGACAACUUACGUCGCAAGGAGCAUAUCUUGGAAGAUCAGAACAGUUUCCUGUGCCGCAUGAUCAGCGAGAACCAGCAUGGUGGCGACGGGAAGAUGGCGGUGAUGCCGCCGGUGCUGUCGAUGCUGACUCCAGCCUUCCCGGCGACGCCGUACUAUACGGGUGAGGAGUCGUCGAGCACCGCGCUGCAGUUGACGUCCCCGCAGCUUCAGCUCCACGCCGCCGAAGCGGCCGGGUUCCGGCUGCAGCCGACGCAGCCCAACCUGCAGGACCCGGCGUGCAGCAGCCUCCACGCCGGCCACGGCCUCCACCUCUGAGAUUUGAUCAUCACGCGGCGCCGGUGAUGGAUUGGUUGAUUCAUGAGCUCUCUGGAUUCAUGGAUUCUAGGAAGAAGAAGAUCACGGUGGAUGGAAGAUUGACCCUUAUGAUGCAUGCAUGAGGACGACUAUUUAAUUUGGGAGCUAUAUGUAUGUAAGAUAAGAUUCCAAUUGUGUGUCGUGUGUCUUAGGCUGUUCUGUCAUCAUGUUGCGUACUUAAGCUAGCUAUAUACAAUUGCCUGGUCAAAUGUUGGUACGUACGUAGAAAUCAAAUAGUUGUGCACGCAUGGGAUCGAGGACGAUGCAUACAUGUAAUAAUAAUAAGUUCAGAGUGAAUUCCACUUUUUAUAUA